AUGGACGACAGCGUGGGAGUCGCCUCUUGCUACGGAUAUACCCUCGAUGGCGACAACAUCUUCCCCGACCCCACAGACCGUAUCUACCACCAGCCCAACACCCGCCGCAGACUCUCUAGAUGGAGUCGAUGGAGCAGACAACGACGCAGGAAGGGGAGGAGGCGGCAUCCCGACCACGACGAAAGUCGCGAUUGCGGUGCCAGUGGCCGUUGUCGGAACGAUCAUCCUCGCUGCGCUGAUAUUCUUCCUACUAAAACGCCGCCAACGGAAACAACCCAAGAACGUCCUGUCCUCGCCGUCUCAAACGGAAAUGAACCUGGGACCCGCCAGCUCCCACCAGCAAUCUCGGGCUCUCUGGACCCCUACGCCGCAGCCAGCGGAGAAUUCGGCGGCGUUUGCAGCGGCGUCCAUCCCGCGCCGGCCGGUGCCACAGACUGGGAACCAAGAGAUCCCAACUCAAGGGCCCGGGCGGAGGGGCAUGUCGUCGGAAUCAGGACGGGGCCAGAGUCGGUUCAUAGAACAUGA
This is a messenger RNA of Aspergillus terreus NIH2624, 525 nucleotides long. RefSeq lists its product as uncharacterized. The record is from RefSeq and is a predicted model, not a curated record. Lineage: Eukaryota; Fungi; Ascomycota; Eurotiomycetes; Eurotiales; Aspergillaceae. The coding region runs from base 1 to 525 and encodes 174 amino acids. The transcript has a single exon.